Molecule: messenger RNA, 1950 nt
Organism: Myripristis murdjan (pinecone soldierfish)
Lineage: Eukaryota; Metazoa; Chordata; Actinopteri; Holocentriformes; Holocentridae
Gene: cirop
Product: ciliated left-right organizer metallopeptidase
Exons: 14
Coding region: 1-1950 (649 amino acids)
Biological process (GO): cell adhesion; proteolysis
Cellular component (GO): cytoplasm; membrane
Molecular function (GO): metalloendopeptidase activity
Source: RefSeq, a predicted model, not a curated record
AUGGCUUCACCUCCAUGCCAGAGGCUCUGGGUGUGGACUCUGCUGGUGCUGACGGCUCAGCUCCCCGCCGCCCUGCACAAGUGCGUCUUUGAUGAGGUUCAGUCCCAAGUCACGGUGGUCACAGGGCCAGCCAUCCGUCCUGACGCCCCACCCAGCCAGAGCACACACAGCGUCCCCACUGGGCAGCAGCACAGCCACUCUCCAGGACGGAGGGCAUCACCUCAGCCACUGUCACAGAGGAGAGGCGCUCCUCCGCAGCCAAUCAGGAUCCAGAUCUGGGUUUCGAGAGAGAGCAGCAACCUAUCACAGGCUGAGAAAGAGAGGCUGGAGCCAGCUGUGGAAGAGGCUGUCGGGGUUGUGUCCUCUUUACUGUCAGUGAGAAGAGUUCCUGGUCCUUUGCUGCUCAGAAGAGACAUCAACAAGUACUGCAAGUUUCUCUGGAAGAACCCCAGCACGGCCAACUACAACAGGUGUGGUAGAGCCAACAGACACUACAGGACUGAGACCUGUCUGGAUGUGACAAUCCCAGACGAUCACCUGGAUGGAUGUGAUGUUUACCCGGAAGCCGAUUCACCUCUAAGGACCGUCCUGCGGCCUGAAGGUGCCGGAGUGCCCGACACCGACUUCCUGCUGUAUCUCCAUGUGCAGAGCACUGACAAGUGUCGCUCCGAGCCAGGUGUGUUGGCCUACGCUGUGCACUGCCAGACGGACACCCAGGGGCGCCCCCUGGCUGGGGUGGUGGUGAUCUGCAGGGACACGCUGACCCGAGAGACGUUCAGCCACCGCAGCACAGUGCAGACGGUGAUCCAUGAGCUGUUUCAUGCACUCGGUUUCUCAAAAGAUCUGUUCAGCACCUGGAGAGACUGCUCCUCCUCUUCUCAAGCAGCUGUGGGCUGCUCUCCUCGGGGCAGAGUGGCCCACACUGAUGGAUCGGGCCAGACGAGGAUCUACACCCAGUCUGUCGUCUCCGCCAUGCAGAGCCACCUGAGGUCCAUCGACCCCGAGCUGGGAGGCCCGCUGGAGAACCUGGAUGCAGGCCCAGGUGGUGUAUCUUCUCACUGGGAGUCCCGGGUCUUGCAGGGCUCCAUCAUGGCGGCGGCGUUGGAGCACCCGGCUUUGGUCCGGAUCGACCCGGUCACCCUGGCUGCCCUGCAGGACACGGGCUGGUACUCUGUCAACCUCAGCCGGGCGCAAAGCCUGGUCUGGGGAGAGGGUGAAGGAGCCACCUUUGGGUCCCUGUCAACUUGUCACAACAACUCCUCAUCCUUUUUCUGCUCUGGCAGUGCUCUUGGGUGUCAUUACCUUCACCUCCACAAGGGGGAGUGCCAGACUGAUCAAUACCUGGAGGGGUGCCGUACUUAUAAGCCCCUUAAGAAUGGAAGUGAGUGUUGGAAAGAGGAGAAUGAGCGGCGGUCGGUGGAAAGAGACUGGAGCGGGGAGAUUUAUGGCCCAAACAGCCGCUGCUUCUUUUCCAACCUGACCAGAAAGGAGUCUUCUCUCUCGCCCAACAGCUCGGUGGAGGGUCGAUGUUACACACACAGAUGUGUCGGACCUAACAGGUACCAGAUCCAGGUGUCUGGCUCUGAGUGGAUGGACUGUCCAGCAGGAGGCGCCAUUCAGGUACAAGGAUACCAGGGUUUAGUCUUGUGCCCUGACAGGAGGUUAUGUCUGUACUCCGACGUCACUCCUCCCUCCGAUUACCUCAGCACGUCUCCUGCCUCCACUACGACAAGUGAUUCCCAUGGGACCUUCACUUCAGCCCCAAGUGUGACCGGCUCACCUGCCAACCUCGCCGCGGUCAUCAGGCUCCCUGCAGAGCUCGCCGUGGCCUCGGUCCUGGGCGUCACCGCUGCCAUGUGUCUACUGGCUGCUGCUGUGGCCUCUUACAGGAAACACCUCUCUCCUCGGGUCAGGGUCCACGCUGCCCCACAGGAUCCUGGCGGCCUGUAG